This is a messenger RNA of Egretta garzetta (little egret), 2664 nucleotides long. RefSeq names its product ATPase phospholipid transporting 8B2 (gene ATP8B2). NCBI's taxonomy places the organism in Eukaryota, Metazoa, Chordata, Aves, Pelecaniformes, Ardeidae. The transcript has 21 exons. Gene Ontology annotation, molecular function: ATPase-coupled intramembrane lipid carrier activity; ATP hydrolysis activity; magnesium ion binding. The annotation marks the transcript as partial. Gene Ontology annotation, cellular component: plasma membrane. The record is from RefSeq and is a predicted model, not a curated record. Gene Ontology annotation, biological process: Golgi organization; phospholipid translocation.
CUGAUCCCGCAGAUCUCUUCGCUCUCCUGGUUCACCACCAUCGUGCCUUUGGUUCUUGUCUUAACCAUCACCGCUGUCAAAGAUGCCACCGACGACUAUGACAUCAUCAAGUUGGAGAACAACCAGUUUGUGGCGGCUGACCUCCUCCUCCUCUCCAGCAGCGAACCCCAUGGGUUGUGCUACAUAGAGACCGCGGAGCUGGACGGAGAGACCAACAUGAAGGUGCGGCAGGCCAUCCCCGUCACCUCGGAGCUGGGUGACACCAGCAAGCUGGCUCGGUUUGACGGCGAGGUGAUCUGUGAACCCCCCAACAACAAGCUGGACAAGUUUGGUGGGAUGCUGUACUGGAAGGAGAGCAAGUACCCCCUGAGCAACCAGAACAUGCUGCUGCGGGGCUGCGUCCUGCGCAACACCGAGUGGUGCUUCGGCCUCGUCAUCUUCGCAGGGCCCGACACGAAACUGAUGCAGAACAGCGGCAGGACCAAGUUCAAGCGGACGAGCAUCGAUCGGCUGAUGAACACGCUGGUGCUCUGGAUUUUUGGGUUCCUGGUGUGCAUGGGGGUGAUCCUGGCCAUCGGCAACGCCAUCUGGGAGCACGAGGUGGGCGUCUGCUUCCAGAUCUACCUGCCCUGGGACGAGGGGGUGCACAGUGCCUUCUUCUCCGGCUUCCUCUCCUUCUGGUCCUACAUCAUCAUCCUCAACACUGUGGUGCCCAUCUCGCUCUACGUGAGCGUGGAGGUGAUCCGUCUCGGGCACAGCUACUUCAUCAACUGGGACAAGAAGAUGUACUGUGCCAAGCGCCGGACGCCAGCCGAGGCCCGGACCACCACCCUCAAUGAGGAACUGGGGCAGGGGGAGUACAUCUUCUCUGACAAGACCGGCACCCUCACCCAGAACAUCAUGGUCUUCAGCAAGUGUUCCGUGAACGGGCACAGCUACGGUGACGUGCAGGACGUGCUGGGUCACAAAGCGGAGCUGGGAGAGAGGCCGGAGCCAGUCGACUUCUCCUUCAACCCGCUGGCGGACCCACGGUUCCAAUUCUGGGACCCCAGCUUGCUGGAAGCCGUCAAGCUGGGAGACCCCCACGUGCACGAGUUCUUCCGCCUGCUCUCGCUCUGCCACACCGUCACGUCUGAGGAGAAGAGCGAAGGGGAGCUGUAUUACAAGGCUCAGUCCCCAGACGAGGGAGCGCUGGUCACGGCUGCCAGGAACUUCGGCUUCGUGUUUCGGUCCCGCACGCCCAAGACCAUCACAGUGCAUGAGCUGGGUCGAGCCAUCACCUACCAGCUGCUGGCCAUCCUGGACUUCAACAACAUCCGCAAGCGCAUGUCUGUCAUCGUCCGCAGCCCCGAGGGGAAGAUCCGGCUGUACUGCAAAGGUGCCGACACCAUCCUGCUGGAGCGCCUGUACCCCAUCAACCAGGACCUGACCAACGUCACCACCGACCACCUCAAUGAAUAUGCUGGCGAGGGGCUGCGGACGCUGGUGCUGGCCUACAAAGACCUGGAGGAGAGCUACUAUGAGGACUGGUCCGAGCGGCUGCACCUGCUUGGAGCCACAGCCAUUGAGGACAAACUGCAGCAGGGGGUCCCCGAAACCAUCGCCAUCCUGACGCUGGCCAACAUCAAAAUCUGGGUGCUGACGGGGGACAAACAGGAAACGGCUGUGAACAUUGGCUACUCCUGCAAGAUGCUGACGGACGACAUGACGGAGGUGUUUGUGGUGACGGGCCACACUGUGCUGGAGGUGCGAGAGGAGCUCAGGAAAGCCCGGGAGAAGAUGAUGGAUGCGUCACGCUCCAUGGGCAACGGUUUCUCCUACCAGGAGAAACUCUCCUCCUCCAAGCUCACCUCUGUGCUGGAAGCCAUUGCAGGCGAAUACGCCCUGGUCAUCAAUGGGCACAGCCUGGCCCAUGCGCUGGAGGCUGACAUGGAGGUGGAAUUCCUGGAGACAGCGUGUGCCUGCAAGGCUGUCAUCUGCUGCCGCGUCACGCCCUUGCAGAAAGCCCAGGUGGUGGAGCUGGUGAAGAAGUACAAGAAAGCUGUGACCUUGGCCAUUGGGGAUGGGGCCAACGAUGUCAGCAUGAUCAAGACCGCCCACAUCGGGGUGGGAAUCAGUGGGCAGGAGGGCAUCCAGGCGGUGCUGGCCUCCGACUACUCCUUCUCCCAGUUCAAGUUCCUGCAGCGCCUGCUCCUGGUGCACGGGCGCUGGUCCUACCUACGCAUGUGCAAGUUCCUCUGCUACUUCUUCUACAAGAACUUCGCCUUCACCAUGGUCCACUUCUGGUUUGGCUUUUUCUGUGGCUUCUCGGCGCAGACCGUCUACGACCAGUAUUUCAUCACGCUGUACAACAUUGUCUACACAUCGCUGCCCGUGCUCGCCAUGGGCGUCUUCGACCAGGACGUGCCGGAGCAGCGGAGCAUGGAGUACCCCAAGCUCUACGAGCCCGGGCAGCUGAACCUGCUCUUCAACAAGCGGGAGUUCUUCAUCUGCAUCGCCCAGGGUAUCUACACUUCCGUCCUCAUGUUCUUCAUCCCCUACGGCGUUUUCGCUGACGCCACCCGCGACGACGGCGCCCAGCUAGCCGACUACCAGUCCUUCGCCGUCACCGUCGCCACCUCCCUCGUGAUUGUCGUCAGCGUGCUGAGGUUUGGAGGAGUCUGA